GUCAACGCAGCCACCAUCGACGGGAUCACUCCUCUGUUUAACGCCUGCUGCAGUGGCAGCGUGGCCUGUGUCAACAUGCUGCUCGAAUUCGGAGCCAAGCCGCAGCUCAGGAACCACCUUGCUUCACCCAUUCACGAAGCAGUCAAGAGAGGCCACAGGGAGUGCAUGGAGAUCCUUCUGGCUCACGAGGUUGACAUUGACCAAGAAGACUUGCAGCAUGGGACCCCGCUCUAUGUGGCUUGCACAUACCAGAGGACAGACUGCGUCAAGAAGCUUUUGGAGCUAGGAGCCAACGUUAACAGGGGGAAGCGGUUAGACACCCCCCUCCACGCAGCAGCAAGGAAAUCCAGCGCGGAGGUAGUCAUCUUGCUGACAGACUAUGGUGCUAACCUGAAAUGCAGAAAUGCUGAACUCAAAUGUGCCCUGGAUCUUGCCGUACCCAACAGCAAAGUGGAGCAGGCGCUUCUGCUGCGAGAAGGUCCUGCCAGCCUUGCCCAGCUGUGCCGGCUGUGUAUCAGAAAGCAUCUGGGUCGGUCGUGCCUAUAUGCAGUCCACAAGCUGCACCUGCCUGAGCCACUUGAGAACUUUCUCCUUUAUCGAUAA
Messenger RNA from Phaethon lepturus (White-tailed tropicbird), 603 nucleotides. RefSeq names its product ankyrin repeat and SOCS box containing 11, E3 ubiquitin protein ligase (gene ASB11). The transcript has 4 exons. The record is from RefSeq and is a predicted model, not a curated record. Gene Ontology annotation, molecular function: protein binding. Lineage: Eukaryota; Metazoa; Chordata; Aves; Phaethontiformes; Phaethontidae. The annotation marks the transcript as partial. Gene Ontology annotation, biological process: intracellular signal transduction; protein ubiquitination; positive regulation of protein catabolic process.